Molecule: messenger RNA, 1521 nt
Organism: Python bivittatus (Burmese python)
Lineage: Eukaryota; Metazoa; Chordata; Lepidosauria; Squamata; Pythonidae
Gene: CYP19A1
Product: cytochrome P450 family 19 subfamily A member 1
Biological process (GO): female gonad development; response to estradiol
Cellular component (GO): endoplasmic reticulum
Molecular function (GO): iron ion binding; aromatase activity; heme binding
Source: RefSeq, a predicted model, not a curated record
AUGCUUCUGGAAACCCUGAAUCCGAUGCACUAUAAUAUCACCAAAGUGGUAUCUGAAAGCAUUCCAGCAGUAGCCACCGUCCCACUCUUGCUCUUGAUGGGAUUCCUUUUCCUGAUAUGGACUUGUGAAGAAACAUCUUCCAUCCCAGGGCCCGGCUACUGUAUGGGACUCGGCCCACUGAUUUCUCACUGGAGGUUUCUCUGGAUGGGAGUGGGCAGUGCCUGUAAUUAUUACAACAAGAUGUAUGGAGAGUUUAUGAGAGUCUGGAUCAAUGGAGAAGAGACCCUCAUUAUUAGCAAAUCAUCAAGCAUGUUCCAUGUCAUGAAACAUGGACACUACAGCUCUCGAUUUGGCAGCAAACCUGGUUUAAAGUGCAUUGGCAUGCAUGAAAAUGGCAUCAUCUUUAAUAAUAAUCCAGCUCUUUGGAAAGAAAUCCGACCAUUUUUCACGAAGGCCCUUUCUGGACCGGGUCUUGUGAGGAUGAUAGCCAUCUGUGUGGAAUCAACAAUUGAACACCUAGACCAAUUGGAGAAAGUGAUCACUGAGUUUGGACAUGUCAACACCCUGAAUCUUAUGAGGUGCAUCAUGCUUGACACUUCAAACAAGCUUUUUCUUGGCAUUCCUCUUGAUGAAAAUGCCAUUGUGCUUAAAAUCCAAAACUAUUUUGAUGCUUGGCAAGCGCUUCUCCUGAAACCUGACAUUUUCUUUAAGAUCUCUUGGUUCUACAAGAAGUAUGAGAAGUCUGCGAAGGAUUUGAAAGAAACCAUUGAAAUCUUAAUUGAGCAAAAGCGACAGAAGCUCUCCACCAUUGAUAAGCUGGAGGAACAUAUGGAUUUCUCUUCACAGCUGAUUUUUGCCCAGAGCCGCGGUGAGCUAACUGGCGAGAAUGUGAAUCAGUGUGUUUUGGAGAUGCUAAUUGCUGCCCCUGAUACACUGUCGGUGACCCUGUUCUUCAUGCUGGUGCUGAUUGCAGAACAUCCUCAAGUGGAGGAGGCAAUGAUGAAGGAAAUUCAGACUGUGAUGGGUGACAGGGAGAUUCAAACUGAUGACAUGCCAAAGCUAAAAGUAGUUGAGAACUUCAUCUUGGAGAGCAUGAGAUACCAACCAGUUGUGGACUUGGUCAUGCGCAAAGCCUUGCAGGAUGAUGUGAUUGAUGGCUAUCCUGUGAAGAAAGGAACAAACAUUAUUCUGAACAUCGGGCGUAUGCAUAAGCUUGAGUUCUUCCCAAAGCCGAAUGAAUUCUCACUUGACAAUUUUGAAAAGAGUGUCCCCCAUCGUUACUUUCAGCCCUUUGGAUUUGGACCCCGUGGCUGCGUUGGGAAGUUUAUUGCCAUGGUCAUGAUGAAAGCCAUUCUGGUGACCCUUUUGAGAAGGUGCAGCAUCCGUACUCUAAAAGGAAAAGGUCUUAGCAACAUUCAGAAAAACAAUGACUUGUCUUUGCAUCCGAACGAAAGACAGCCGUUGUUGGAGAUGAUUUUCACACCAAGAGAUAACAUGGGCAAGAAUGAUCAGGAUAAGUAA